CCGGGAGCUGGCUUUAACAUUUGGCGUAGCUUUUGCUUUGCCUUUCUGUCAGCUCCAGCAGUGAAAGGUAGGGUUUGUUCCUGGCGUCAAAGGCAGGAACAGCUGAGCCCCAAUCCUUGAAGGUGAGAGCCUUGGAGGUCGUUCUCUUUUCCCGCGUCUGGGGAGCCCCUGAGGCUAUGCCCAUUGACCCUAGAGAUAUGAGUGCAGCUUCUGCUUCUCCAGAUAUGGAAAACAUGAAUAAAAGAGACCGACCAUUCAUGACAAUUCAGAAAAGCAAUAGCUCAGAGAAUCUGGUAUGCCGUAUGAAAAAUGGAAUGAGAAGCAUCAAGUAUAAACCAGUAGACUAUCAACAAUUGCAUGCAUUAACUGAAGCAAAAAAAUUAGCUUCUGCCUCUAUAGAACUAAAGAUCAGAAAAGCAGUACAGACCUCCAAGAUAUCUAAGGAACAAACACAAAAACAACACAAGCAGGUGUGGUGGCAGGAACAUCAAAGGCUAAAUGAAAUCAGAUGUAAAAUGGAAUCUGAGAUAAAAUCCUUUCUCAGUGAAAAGAACAUUGGAAAUGAAUGUCUUUCGGACCUUACAAAUUUUGAACAAGAGUUAUCAGAACAAUAUUUCACAUAUCUUAAAAAUGUGAUAAAUCCUAUUCAGCAAUUGAGAGCAGACCUAAAAUACAGACAGCAUCACAUUUCACAGCAUUCACAUUCACAUACGGAGUUUAACUCAACGGAAGUACUGGAAGAGGUUGACUUUGUGAAAAAACAAUUGAAAGCUGUGUUUGAAAGACUUAGCCUGGAGCAACAGAAAUUAGAAAGUAGUCUUUCAGACUGGAGUAUGAAAAUACUAGAUCAUUCUUCAAAAGAAAGGAAUAACAUGCUUAGUAAACUGCCUACGGAAUUAGAAACUUUGGAAUGCCCAUAUUCUGAUUUGAAAUCUUCAAUUUUUAAUGAGUUCUAUAACUUAACAGAGAAAUAUCAAAAGAAACUUCAAGAGUUUGAUCUGCAGUUAGAAGACAUAUACAGAAACUUCCAAUUGAGUGAUAAAGACCACUGGAUUUACCAGGCUGUUUUGGAUCAGUAUCCUAGAGAUCUCUGCGGCAGAAGGACUCUGUAUCUGGACAUGUUACAAAGAUGUUUUCCUCACAAAUCUAGGCAUGAUUUGGUCGAACAUGAGAAGUAUUGUGAGCAAUAUCGCUUCACUAAGGAGCAGCAAAGGAUCCUGAUAUCAAAUUGGAAUAAGAAUAGGAGAGAUUUUAUACAGAAGGCUGUGCUGACAUUCGCCGAAGCCUGUGCAGCUCAUGAAAUGGAGAGCACAUUGGCUAAGGACAGGAAAAAGCAACAGGAAUUGUGUGCUGAUCUGAAAGCCAAGGUUCUUCAGUGGCGAGCCCACCAGGAAGAAGUAGCAAGACUGGAAAUGGAAAUUUCUGCCAUCAGAAGAGAAAAGGAAGAGGAGAAAGAGAAACUGUGGAAGAAGAAGGAAUUGUUACAAAGAGAAGAGAAGAAAAAAAAAAUAAGAAAGCACUGGGCCAAAAAAGAACAGAAGUGGCAAGAAAUGGAAAUGAGGGAUCUUCGGCGUUUAGAAGAACUGAAAAAAUUAAUGGCUGAACAGUCAGUGAAAGACAGAGAAAGGGUUAAAUAUAGACAAGAAUUAUUGGAAAAGCGUUUGAUGGAGAAAAGAGAAGUGGCUCUUCAAGAAGCACAUGAAGAAGAAGAGAGAGAGAGGCGGCUAGAAGCCCUUAGGAAACAGGUUGCUAUUGUUGCUCAAUUUGAUCCUGUUAGAAUGAUGUCAGAUACAAUGGCAUCGAAGGCAAGGAUUGGUAUUGGAAUUGAAGAAGAAUUUAUUCUUCAAAAGCCACUCUUCACAUUGAAUACAUACAAUGAACAGCAGAUAAUUUCUGACCCUAGACUUCGUUUUGAGUUAGCACUUCGAGAAGCUGGACUUCAUAAAACCUUUUAUGCCAAAGAGAUACUACCAAAAAUUAGUCCUCCAAAACCUCCAAGAAAGGAUAUGGAGUCUACUGUAUUUAAAACCUAGAGUUCAUCUUCAAAUCCUAUUAGACAUAAAUAAUAUCUUUUCUGAAUACAUUUAUAUGUAUAAUAAUUUCUAGUUUUUAAAUUUUUAAAAAAUACCAGACAUAGAAAUCAUGGCAUCUUUAAAACAACUUUGCUUUUGUUUCAUGAUUCUUAGAAUUUUAUGUAUUUCGAAUAUCUUUGUUAUGUUUAAUAAUACUAAAUUCUCCAAGACUAUGAAAAUUAAUUAUGACACAUAUGGUACAUAUAUUAUUAUUUAGUAAAUUGUGUUUUGGAUGUUACAUUACCCCAUGAAAAGAGCUCAAAACACCAUUUGUGAGAAUUAUAAUUUAUGUUGCUGUCACCAGCCAGCAUUCAUUUCUGCCUGUUAUUUCAGAAUUUGACUUUUUAAUUAUACAAUCUUCAUUAUCAUUAAUAUUUCAAUUAUUUCUUAAUUAUUAUAAGAGGAGACUCAACCUUUUUCUAAAUUUAGAAACCAAUUUGGUACACCAUGUUUACUGCAAACCAAUCAUCCAAACAAUUUCAUUUUGCAAAUUAGCCCAUAAGAAUAAAUUAGAAAUUAGAAAUAGCAUUUUAAGCAUGGGAAUAUGUUUUGGCUUGGAAAACAAUGUGUAUGUUUGUUUAGAAAGAAUAUUUUAAAAUUUAUAAUUAGAGUGCUAUCAAAAUGUCUACAUUACCUAUCAAAUAUCUAGAUUUUAUAGGAAGGGGAUGUUUCUAAUAAAACUCAAGCAUAGUUUUUCUUUCUUUCUAAUGAACCACACAAAGCCACGUAGCUGGUGACGCACAGGAGGACGUCGUGAUAUCAUUUUGAGAACCACAGAGAGUUGUACUUAUGGUUCUGAUGGAAACAUUUAGUUGGGAUUGGCCAGCAGUGCAGCUGUUACCUGUGCCCUUAUUCAUUUUCUUUCUUUUUAAAAAUGGUAUUAAUAAUAGAUAUCAUUCACUGAGCACAGACUGUGUGCUCAGCACCAAGUAUACGUACUUUACAUAUAUUGUCUUAUUUGACCAUCAUAACAACCUUAUGAGAUUUUCAUUUCACAUAAUAGGAACUAAGUUGAAAAAGAUAAAUAUAAUUUGGCCUAAAUCAGUUGUUUUUCAAACUGUGAGUCAUUAAAUCAAUCUAGUGAGUCCUGAUCAGCAUUUUUAAUGAAACAAACUAAAAUAAAUCUGAAAUACAAAUGGCUGAUGAACAUAUAAAAAGAUGGACAUACCAGUUAAAACCCCCAAUGAAAGAAAUUGGACACCACUGCCUUUAAUCCAAUGAUUAAUAAAUGGUACAGCCUGAUUCAAUUCCACAUCUUUGCUGAUGAUGGUCUUGUCUCAAACUGAAUGGAAACAAUAUAAUCAAUCUACCUGGUAGGAAGUCCCUGAGGUUCCCACCAACAUAUCCUCCAACACACCCAAACACUUGCUCUGGCAGUGUCUAGCAGUUGGAGCAACUCUUUCUAUCAAACACCAACCUUUGAUGUCUGUUUUGUGUUUCAUCCCCUUCGACCCCAUCAGAAUUUCUCUUUUUCGAUUAUGCUCUUUCUGUCCUAUAUCUUCAAGUUCUCCCUUAACCUAACAUUCUCCUCUAGUUACCAGGCUAUUUCUCUGCUCCUCUUCUUAGGUAAACCAUCAAUAAAACAAAAAGG
This is a messenger RNA of Rhinolophus ferrumequinum (greater horseshoe bat), 3663 nucleotides long. It is a transcript of the gene CCDC148, whose product is annotated as coiled-coil domain containing 148. Lineage: Eukaryota; Metazoa; Chordata; Mammalia; Chiroptera; Rhinolophidae. The record is from RefSeq and is a predicted model, not a curated record.